This is a messenger RNA of Erigeron canadensis, 1715 nucleotides long. RefSeq names its product ent-kaurene oxidase-like. The record is from RefSeq and is a predicted model, not a curated record. Gene Ontology annotation, cellular component: chloroplast outer membrane; endoplasmic reticulum. Bases 62 to 1600 code for a protein of 512 amino acids. Lineage: Eukaryota; Viridiplantae; Streptophyta; Magnoliopsida; Asterales; Asteraceae. Gene Ontology annotation, biological process: gibberellin biosynthetic process. Gene Ontology annotation, molecular function: ent-kaurene oxidase activity; heme binding; iron ion binding. The transcript is spliced from 7 exons.
UUCAUCUUAUAUUCUUCUAAUUAAUUAAUUCGUGUCAGAAAGAAAAAAGAGAUCGAUCGAGAUGGAUGUGGCAGCGGUGGGAAUAUCAACAUUCGGUGCUCCUGCGGUGGCGGUUGCCGGUGGUGUAUCUUUCUUGGCUCUUAAAACUUUUCUUUCUCGACAACAACAACAAGGUGGUGGUAGUGGUAAUCCUAAUCAUCUCCCUUCCAUUCCUGAGGUACCGGGAGUGCCAUUGUUAGGGAAUCUGCUUGAAUUGAAGGAGAAGAAACCAUACAAGACCUUCUCAAAAUGGGCAGAAACUUAUGGUCCUAUUUACUCCAUCAAAGCUGGAGCCACUUCCAUGGUGGUUGUGAACUCCAAUGAUCUUGCUAAAGAGGCAUUUGUAACCAGAUUUGACUCCAUUUCAACAAGAAAGCUUUCAAAGGCUUUAAAGAUCCUCUCAGCUGAUAAAACUAUGGUUGCAAUGAGUGAUUAUGAUGACUAUCACAAGACUGUCAAGAAAAACAUACUCACGAGUAUGCUAGGACCAGCUGCUCGGAAAAAACACCGAGACCUUAGAGACAUCAUGGCGGAGAAUCUAUCAAGCCAACUUCAUGCCUUGGCUCCAAAUUCUUCUCGAGAAGCAAUAAACCUCAGGCAGAUUUUCCAGUCUGAACUUUUUUCGUUAGCCAUGAAACAAACACUUGGGAACGAUAUUGAAAACAUUUACGUGGAUGAUCUUGGUACCACCAUGACCAGGGAAGAGGUAUUUCAGGUUUUGGUGCUUGACCCGAUGAUGGGUGCCAUUGAAGUUGACUGGAGAGACUUCUUUCCCUCUCUCAGCUGGAUCCCCAACGCCAGCUUCGAGAACAAGAUUAAUCAAAUGUAUAUCCGAAGAGAGGCUGUGAUGAAGACUCUAAUUCAAGAACAAAAGAAACGGAUAGAGUCUGGGGAGAACCUAAACACCUACAUUGAUUACCUGCUGUCGGAAGCACAACCAUUAACUGAGAAACAACUGCUGAUGUCACUCUGGGAACCGAUUAUCGAAACAUCAGACACCACUAUGGUCACCACAGAAUGGGCAAUGUAUGAACUUGCGAAAAACCCACAGAGGCAGGCUCGCCUUUAUGAAGAAAUACAAAGUGUUUGCGGAUCUGAAAAGAUCACAGAGGAGAAGUUGUGCAAGAUGCCAUACUUAUCGGCUGUUUUCCAUGAAACAUUGAGAAGGCAUAGUCCUGUUUCGAUAAUCCCCCUAAGAUACGUGCACGAGAACACAGAGCUCGGAGGGUACCAUGUUCCUGCUGGGACCGAGCUUGUGAUAAAUAUAUAUGGAUGUAACAUGGAGAAGGAAAUCUGGGAGGACCCUGAAGAAUGGAACCCGGAGAGAUUUCUUGCAGAGAAUGAACCAAUAGAUCUCCAAAGAACAAUGGCAUUUGGAGGGGGGAAAAGAGUGUGUGCUGGGGCUAUGCAGGCAAUGUUGCUUGCUUGUGUGGGGAUUGGGCGAAUGGUGCAGGAGUUUGAAUGGACGCUUAAAGAUGGCGAGAAAGAAGAUGUCAAUACGCUUGGGCUAACGACCCAAAAGCUUAAUCCAAUGCUUGCUAUUAUAAAACCGAGAAACUAACAUUAUGGUAGCUUCAAAUAUCAAAUAUAUUAUCCCUCUUACUGUAUCAGUUUGUCGUUUCAUUACUAAAAAGGGAUAUGAAUAAAUGAUUAAACGUAUUGCGCUCGACUGAAAA